Molecule: messenger RNA, 2154 nt
Organism: Antrostomus carolinensis (chuck-will's-widow)
Lineage: Eukaryota; Metazoa; Chordata; Aves; Caprimulgiformes; Caprimulgidae
Product: kinesin heavy chain
Exons: 19
Biological process (GO): microtubule-based movement
Molecular function (GO): ATP binding; microtubule binding; microtubule motor activity
Source: RefSeq, a predicted model, not a curated record
GUUUCCUACUUUGAGAUAUAUUUGGACAAAAUAAGGGACCUACUGGAUGUGUCAAAGACAAACCUCGCUGUACAUGAAGAUAAAAACAGAGUCCCAUAUGUUAAGGGUUGUACAGAAAGAUUUGUAUCUAGUCCUGAAGAAGUUUUGGAUGUUAUUGAUGAAGGGAAAGCUAACCGUCACGUAGCCGUUACAAAUAUGAAUGAACACAGCUCUAGGAGCCAUAGUAUCUUCCUCAUUAAUAUUAAACAAGAGAAUGUGGAAACUGAGAAGAAACUCAGUGGAAAGCUUUACCUGGUCGACUUGGCUGGAAGUGAGAAGGUCAGCAAAACUGGAGCGGAGGGAGCUGUUCUUGAUGAAGCUAAAAAUAUCAAUAAGUCUUUGUCUGCUUUAGGCAAUGUGAUAUCUGCCUUGGCAGAAGGAACUAAAACCCAUGUUCCAUACCGAGACAGCAAAAUGACCCGAAUACUUCAGGAUUCCCUGGGUGGGAACUGCAGAACCACCAUCGUGAUAUGCUGUUCUCCUUCUGUGUUCAAUGAAGCAGAAACAAAGUCAACCCUGAUGUUCGGGCAGCGAGCUAAGACGAUUAAGAACACGGUCUCUGUGAAUCUGGAGCUGACCGCGGAGGAGUGGAAGAAAAAGUACGAGAAGGAGAAAGACAAAAACAAGAGUCUCAAGAAUGUUAUCCAGCACCUAGAGCUGGAACUGAACAGGUGGAGAAACGGAGAAGCUGUGCCUGAAGAUGAACAGAUCAGUGCAAAGGACCAGAAGAACCUGGAGCCUUGUGAUAACACCCCAAUUAUUGACAACAUCACACCAGUUGUUGCCAGCAUCUCGACAGAGGAGAAACAGAAAUACGAUGAGGAGAUUGCCAGUCUCUACAGACAGCUGGAUGAUAAGGAUGAUGAAAUCAACCAGCAGAGCCAGUUGGCUGAAAAACUAAAGCAACAAAUGUUGGAUCAAGAGGAGCUUUUGGCUUCCACUAGGAGAGAUUAUGAGAAGAUUCAAGAGGAGCUGACCCGUCUUCAGAUUGAGAAUGAAGCAGCAAAAGAUGAAGUGAAAGAGGUCCUUCAAGCCCUGGAAGAAUUAGCUGUCAAUUAUGACCAGAAAUCCCAAGAAGUAGAAGAUAAAACAAGAGCCAACGAGCAGCUGGCUGAUGAACUGGCACAGAAGAGUAGUACUCUGACAGCCACCCAGAGGGAGCUGGGCCAGUUGCAGGAGCUCAGUAACCAUCAGAAGAAGAGAGCUACAGAAAUCUUGAACUUGCUGCUGAAGGACCUGGGUGAGAUUGGAGGAAUCAUCGGUACUAACGAUGUUAAAACAUUAGCAGAUGUGAACGGGGUGAUCGAGGAGGAGUUCACCAUGGCACGGCUUUACAUCAGCAAGAUGAAGUCUGAGGUGAAGUCCCUGGUGAACCGCAGCAAGCAGCUGGAGAGUGCCCAGAUGGACUCCAACAGGAAGAUGAACGCCAGCGAGAGGGAGCUUGCAGCUUGCCAGCUCCUUAUUUCACAGCACGAAGCAAAGAUCAAGUCCCUGACAGACUACAUGCAGAAUAUGGAGCAGAAGAGAAGGCAGCUGGAAGAGUCACAGGACUCUCUCAAUGAAGAACUUGCCAAGUUACGUGCUCAAGAAAAAAUGCACGAGGUCAGUUUCAAGGAUAAGGAGAAGGAGCAUCUGACCCGGCUGCAGGACGCAGAGGAGAUGAAGAAGGCACUGGAGCAGCAGAUGGAGAGUCACAGGGAAGCCCACCAGAAGCAGCUGUCCAGGCUGAGGGAUGAAAUUGAAGAGAAGCAGAAAAUAAUUGAUGAAAUCAGAGAUAUGAAUCAGAAGCUGCAACUGGAACAAGAGAAACUGAGCGCUGAUUAUGAUAAGUUAAAAAUUGAGGACCAGGAAAGAGAAAUGAAACUGGAAAAGCUCAUACUGCUUAAUGAUAAAAGGGAACAAGCAAGAGAAGAUCUUAAGGGACUGGAGGAAACAGUGGCAAGAGAACUUCAGACUCUACACAACCUACGCAAACUGUUUGUGCAAGAUCUCACCACCCGCGUUAAAAAAAGCGUUGAACUCGACAGCGACGACGGAGGUGGAAGUGCUGCGCAGAAGCAGAAAAUUUCCUUUCUUGAGAACAACCUGGAACAGCUUACAAAGGUUCACAAACAG